Lactuca virosa is the source of this 1140-nucleotide messenger RNA. Lineage: Eukaryota; Viridiplantae; Streptophyta; Magnoliopsida; Asterales; Asteraceae. The record is from the annotation of a GenBank genome assembly.
AUGACAUCGAAAAAUGCAUCUACAAUAACUGCUUCUUCAUCUUCAAUCAAGUUGAAUCCAGGAUGUCAUAAAUUAAAAAGGAAGACGACACAUUUAUCCCCUAUCCCUUUGAUUGAUUUGACAGAUAAUGUAGAAAAUAUACAUCAAGUCAUAAAUGAAAACGUUAUAGUUGGUAUCUCAAAUGAAUAUUUGGAUCAUGGUGAUCAAAAUGUUGUAUGUCAAACAUGUCAUGCAAAGUUAUGGAGAAAUGAAUCCAUUAGAGGUAAAGAAAAAGGGAACACAAAUUAUUCUUUAUGUUGUGGUUACGGCAAAGUUCAAAUUCCAGAUUUAAAGAAAGCACCCCCAAGUUACGAAAGAAUGUUUCGAAAUGGGGAUUCUAAAAGCAAACACUUCAUGAAAAACAUUAGACGUUACAAUUCAAUGUUUUCUUUUACGUCGAUGGGUGGUAAAAUUGAUACUUCAAUCAAUAGAGGAAACGCUCCAUACAUUUUCAGACUGGGUGGUCAAAAUUAUCAUAGUAUUGGAAGCCUUUUACCAGCAAAAGGAUCGGAACCAAAAUUCUCUCAGUUAUACAUUUAUGAUACUGAGAACGAAAUUUCAAAUAGACAAAGAUGCAUUGGUGGGGUAAAAGAUCAAUCAAAGUCAAUUGAUAGUGAUAUUAUUGAAGAUAUAAAGGUGAUGUUGGAUUCAAAUAAUGUGUUGGUUAGAUCUUAUAGGAUGGCAAGAGAUACUUUUCAGAAAAACCCUCAAGUUGAUAUGAAACUACGACUUAUCGGGAGAAGGCAGCGAGAUGGAAGAACAUAUAACCUACCGACUGCUUCAGAGGUUGCCGCUUUAAUUGUCGGGGACAUUUGUGAUUCAAUUGAAAAGAGGGAUAUUGUUGUUGAAACAAAAACUGGAUUUCUACAACGUAUCAGUGAAUUGCAUCCUUCAUACCUUCCUCUUCAAUAUCCACUGCUAUUUCCAUAUGGAGAUGAUGGUUACAGUGUUGACAUUCUUCAUAGAGGUGUUUCAUUUACAACCAACAGCAAGCGGGCGAAAUGUACAAUGAGAGAAUAUUUCGCUUUUAGAAUUCAAGAUAGAGAUCAUUCGUUCUCCCUCAUUCUUAAUUCAAAAGCUUGUUUCAGCAGUUUCUGGUAG